AUGAUUUUGCUGCAGCUCACAGUUUUGGGUUAUUUGAACACCGGGAAAACAGCUCUAAUAAAUUCCAUUAUGAACAAUGACAUUUAUAGCAACUAUGUCCACACGGAUUUACCAACCGUAUACUACAAAGUACACAAGGAGAAAAAUAGAAGCUUCUGCGUUGAGAUUGAAGAUACAUGUGUUAACGUGGAUGUGAAUGUCUUUAUGAACAUGCUAAGGAAGGAAAUUACGACGGAUAGUAGAAGUAUGCGGAAUCCCGUGUUCAGUUUAUUUGAGAAACCGACCAUUCCUUUUCAAGUGGGAGAUCAAUACAACUCAAUCAGCUACGGAAGGAUGGCCUACUUUCUAGUCUUCGACCUCACGAACGCGUCCACCCUCGAAUACGCUAAGAUGGUUUACUCGAACAUGUCCAGUGUAUAUGACCGACAUUAUACCCUAAAACCGUUUAUAUCACUUGUCGGGAAUAAAUAUGAUUUAGUCACGGAAGACUGUGAGUUAGUCAGGCAGGCAGAGAACUUCGCCAACGAGAAUAUGGUUCAACUGUGGCUAACAUCGGCACUAACGGGAAGGAACGUCAAAAAGGUGAAAAUAUAA
Molecule: messenger RNA, 594 nt
Organism: Plasmodium fragile
Lineage: Eukaryota; Apicomplexa; Aconoidasida; Haemosporida; Plasmodiidae
Exons: 7
Coding region: 1-594 (197 amino acids)
Molecular function (GO): GTP binding; GTPase activity
Source: RefSeq, a predicted model, not a curated record